This is a messenger RNA of Morus notabilis, 402 nucleotides long. RefSeq lists its product as uncharacterized. The transcript has 2 exons. Lineage: Eukaryota; Viridiplantae; Streptophyta; Magnoliopsida; Rosales; Moraceae. The record is from RefSeq and is a predicted model, not a curated record. The coding region runs from base 79 to 402 and encodes 107 amino acids.
UAUACAUACAUACAUAUAUACAUACAUACAUAUAUAUAUCUUUGAACUGCAGAGGCUACACGUAUUAUACCAGUAAAUAUGGCAUCAAACGUAUUUGCGAGAGGAGUACACACCAUGAACUCCAUCUCCAUGGUUUUCAAGCCGAUAGGGCGAAAAGCUUACCACAAGAAUUACCCGGCGGAAAUGAUGCGAGAGACGGUGAAGUUGGAGGCAGAGGAAGUGAAGAGCAAGAGUGUUAGGAGUGAAAAUAGUACUUUCGGCAGCAAUCUUCUGUGGGUUCCCCAUGAGAAGACUGGAAUUUAUUACCCCAAAGGCCACGAGAAAGUCAUGGAAGACAUUCCUCCCAACGCUGGAAAGGACGCCAUUACCAUUAAUUGGUUUUCAUAUGAUGACAACAUUUGA